Messenger RNA from Colletotrichum spaethianum, 2160 nucleotides. RefSeq names its product cellobiose dehydrogenase. Gene Ontology annotation, molecular function: flavin adenine dinucleotide binding; oxidoreductase activity, acting on CH-OH group of donors; cellulose binding. The transcript is spliced from 7 exons. The record is from RefSeq and is a predicted model, not a curated record. NCBI's taxonomy places the organism in Eukaryota, Fungi, Ascomycota, Sordariomycetes, Glomerellales, Glomerellaceae. Gene Ontology annotation, cellular component: extracellular region. Gene Ontology annotation, biological process: carbohydrate metabolic process. The coding region runs from base 1 to 2160 and encodes 719 amino acids.
AUGCCCCCGGUUUAUGCGGGCGACGCCAAGCUCACCCAGAUCUCGUCGACGAUCAACGCGACGCAUUACACCCUUCUCUACCGCUGCCAGAACUGCUUCAAGUGGAACCACAACGGCGUCACCAACAGCGUGUCAACAAGCGGCGGAUUUUUCAUCCUCGGCUGGGCGCAAGCAUUCAGCAACCCGACCAGCCCGUCUUGCCCCGCCGACGUCCAUCUGGUCCAGCAUGAGAACCAGGGCAUCCACGGCGCCGGCCUGGACGCCAGCAUCGCGAAUCCGUCGUACUCAGCUUGGGCUGCCCUGGCAACAAAGACCGUCACCGGCAACUGCGGAGGCGGCUCCACGACCACCUCCGCGCCACCCUCGUCCACAACAACCCGAGCGCCCACGGGGCCCACGGGCGUCCCCGUUCCCUCGGGCACAUACGACUACAUCGUGGUCGGCGCUGGAGCCGGCGGUAUUCCUUUGGCUGACAAGCUGAGCGAGGCAGGCAAGAGCGUUCUUUUGAUUGAGAAGGGUCCGCCGUCCUCCGGCCGAUGGGGAGGCACCAUGAAGCCCACUUGGCUCGAGGGCACCAAUUUGACCAGGUUUGACGUCCCGGGCCUGUGCAAUCAGAUCUGGCGCGACUCGGCUGGCAUCGCCUGCCAGGAUACCGACCAGAUGGCUGGGUGUGUUCUUGGUGGAGGCACCGCCAUCAAUGCUGCCCUUUGGUGGAAGCCAUAUGCCCAAGACUGGGACUACAACUUCCCUACCGGCUGGAAGUCAGGCGACGUCGCCGCCGCAACAAGCCGCGUCUUCUCCCGCAUCCCUGGCACCACCACUCCCUCCCAGGAUGGCAAGGUCUACCUCACGAACGGCUUCAACGCCAUCGCCGGCGGCCUACGCACCGCAGGCUGGAAGGAGCUUGACCUCAACGCGAACCCCAACUCCAAGAAUCGCACGUUCGGAAAGACACCCUACAUGUACUCCGGCGGCGAGCGUGGUGGCCCCAUGGGGACGUACCUCGUCUCGGCCAGCAAGCGCGGCAACUUCAAGCUGUGGACCAAGACGGCCGUCAAGCGAGUGGUUCGCACCGGCGGUCACAUCACCGGCAUCGAGGUCGAGCCGUACCUGGACGGCGGGUUCGCUGGGACAGUGAACGUGACUUCCGUCUCGGGCCGCGUGAUUCUGUCCGCGGGCACGUUCGGGAGCGCCAAGGUCCUGCUGCGCAGUGGUAUCGGGCCGGCAGAUCAGCUCGAGGUCGUCAAGGGCUCCGCCGACGGGCCGACAAUGAUCGCCAACUCGUCUUGGAUUAACCUGCCUGUCGGGUACAACCUCGAGGAUCACACCAACACGGAUUCCGUCGUCACGCACCCGGACGUGCAGUUCUAUGACUUCUACGAGGCGUACACGGACCCUAAUGUCACCGACAAGAACGCCUAUCUCCAGAAGCGUAGCGGUAUCCUAGCGCAGUCCGCACCAAACAUCGGGCCCCUGUUCUUUGAGGAGAUCAAGGGUGCCGACGGCAUCACUCGUCAGUUGCAGUACACAGUCCGCAUGGAAGGCAGCCUUGACGUUCCCGACGGCAAGGCCAUCACCAUCAGCCAGUACCUCGGUCGCGGCGCCACCUCCCGCGGCAGGAUGACCAUCGGCGCCAACCUCGGCACCGUCGUCUCGACGGUCCCCUACCUACGCGACAAGAACGACGUCGAGGCCGUCAUCAAGGGCCUCGAGAACCUGCAGACGUCGCUCAAGAGCGUGCCCAACCUCAUCUGGAACUUCCCCCCGCCGGGCACCACGGUCCGCGACUACGUCAACAACAUGCUCGUGUCGUACUCGAACCGCCGCGCGAACCACUGGAUCGGAACUAACAAGAUUGGCAUCAACGACGGCCGCGGCUCCGGCGGCGACGCCGUCGUCGACCUCAACACAAAGGUCUACGGCACCGAUAACCUCUUCGUCGUCGAUGCUAGCAUCUUCCCCGGCAUGGUUACGACCAACCCUUCCUCUUACAUUGUCGUCGUCGCCGAGCACGCCGCUGCCAAAAUCCUCGCCCUCGCGACUGCAACUGCCCAGCCCCUCUAUGCGCAGUGCGGCGGCUCGACGUGGAACGGUAGCUUCCAGUGCGCCUCCGGGUUGAAAUGUACCGUCAAGGACUCGUACUACUCUCAAUGUCUCUGA